AUGAGGUCAUCAACUUCAUCAGGAACAACUCGAGAUUCUUCCAUAAAUUUAUCGUUUGGGAAACAAACUUUAAAAAGGAAGAAUGAAAAUAUAUCCGCUAUACCCUUUCUUGACUUGACAUCAAAUGAAGACUUAAAUGAUCGUUACAUUCUUAAGGAUGUAAUUUCAGGUCUCUCAAAAGAUUACUUGGACCAUGGUGAUGAGACUCUUGUGUGUGCUAUCUGUCACGCAAAAUUACGGAAAGAUGAAGCCCAUCCAGGCAAAGUUGAGCUUCCUGAAUUAAAAGAAGCGCCUCCAGAAUACCUAAAUCUGUAUCAUCAGCUUGAUCCCAAAUCCAAAUAUUUCAUGAAGAAUAUUCGUCGCUUCAAUUCGAUGUUUUCAUUUACUUCAAUGGGUGGAAAAAUUGACUCUUCCAUUAACAAAGGCAAUGCUCCGUACACUUUCAGACUUAGAGGUCAAAAUUAUCAUACUAUGGGAAGUUUGUUACCUUCAUAUGGAUCCAAACCAAAGUUCUCUCAACUUUACAUAUAUGAUACUGAAAAUGAAAUUUCACAUAGACAAAACACUUUCAGUAAUGAAAAAGAUGGGUGUAUAUCACCUUCUCAUUCACUUGAUAUCGAGACCAUACAGUUCUUGAAGGUUAUGUUGGAUUCAAUAAAUGAGCUGGUUAAGUGGUAUAGAAGGGCAAGAGAUUGUUUUUCUGAAAAUCCUUAUAUGGAUUUAAAGUUACGUCUUAUAGGAAGAAGGCAAACAGAUGGACGAACGUAUAACCUACCUACUGCUUCUGAGGUUGCUGCCUUGAUUGUUGGUGACAUUGGUGAUUCAAUUGAUAAUAGAGAUAUCAUUGUAACAACUCAAUCAGGACGUCUACAACGUUUAAAUGAAUUACAUCCUGCAUACCUUGCUCUUCAAUACCCACUACUCUUUCCUUAUGGAGAUGAUGGAUAUAGAGUUGACAUCCCUCAUAGAGGUGUUACGCCUUCAACGGAUACCAAACGACGCAACUGUACAAUGAGAGAGUUCUUUGCUUAUAGAAUUCAAGACAGGGUGAAUAUUUUUUCAUUAGUUUUGAAUUCAAAAAGACUUUUUCAACAAUUCCUGGUUGAUGCCUAUACGAUGAUCGAAAGUGAACGGCUAUAUUACGUACGCAACCAGCAAAAAGUUCUUAGAUGUGAAUGUUAUGAAACUUUGCGUAGCCUACAAAGUCAUGGAAAUAAAGAUAUUUCCAACAUCAGAAAACGUGUCAUCUUGCCUUCUUCUUUUACGGGUAGUGCACGAUACAUGAUACAGAACUAUUUAGAUGCUAUGUCUCUUUGUAAGUGGUAUGGGUACCCGGAUUUUUUCAUAACCGUAAUAUGUAAUCCAAAGUGGCCAGAAAUUAAAAGGUUUCUUAAGGAUACAAAGCUCAAUCCUACAGACAGGCUAGAUAUCCUAUCUAGGCUAUUUAAAAUGAAGCUCGAUUCGUUGAUUACAGACUUAAAGACAAAUGCAUUAUUGGGUUCAGUCCAAGCAGUUGUUUACAUGGUGGAGUUUCAAAAAUGCGGCUUGCCUCACGCCCAUAUAUGUCUAUUCAUGCACUGUGAUUACAAGUUGCCUACCGUUGAACAUAUUGAUCGAGUUAUUUCUGCUGAAAUUCCAAACAAAGACGUGGAUCCGGAAUUAUAUGCACUUGUCAGCGAGUUCAUGAUGCAUGGUCCUUGUGGUGGUGAUAAUCCUAAAUGCCCAUGCAUGAUUGAGAACAAGUGUUCAAAAAACUUCCCGAAACCAUUCUUAGAUCAUACUUCUGUUGAUUCUAAUGGUUAUCCUAUAUACAGGAGACGUAAUGAUGGUUCAUUUGUUGAAAAGUCGGGUGUGAAAUUAGACAACAGAAGUGUCGUUCCAUAUCACAAAGUCCUUUUGAAAAGAUAUCAAGCUCACAUUAAUGUUGAAUGGUGCAAUCAGGGUGCUUCCAUCAAAUAUUUGAUUAAAUAUAUUAACAAGGGUCCUAAUAGGGCUACCAUGGCAGUUAUCCAAAGCAACAAUGCAGAUGAUACUGAAGAUGCAGUUGAUGAAAUAAAGAACUACUACGAUUGUAGAUAUUUGUCUGCAUGUGAAGCCUCGUGGUGGAUAUUUGGAUUUGACGUCCACUAUAGGUAUCCUUCUGUUGUUAGACUUCCUUUCCAUCUUCCUGGAUAG
This is a messenger RNA of Lactuca sativa (garden lettuce), 2175 nucleotides long. RefSeq lists its product as uncharacterized. The record is from RefSeq and is a predicted model, not a curated record. NCBI's taxonomy places the organism in Eukaryota, Viridiplantae, Streptophyta, Magnoliopsida, Asterales, Asteraceae.